Amblyraja radiata (thorny skate) is the source of this 4919-nucleotide messenger RNA. It is a transcript of the gene rabl2, whose product is annotated as RAB, member of RAS oncogene family-like 2. Gene Ontology annotation, molecular function: GTP binding; GTPase activity. The transcript has 9 exons. The coding region runs from base 1655 to 2317 and encodes 220 amino acids. The record is from RefSeq and is a predicted model, not a curated record. Lineage: Eukaryota; Metazoa; Chordata; Chondrichthyes; Rajiformes; Rajidae.
UGGCACAGUGUCCAGGCGGCGCUCGGACAGCCCCUGAUGGAGCCCUUCCUGGCGUCUGUUGCAUAGCUGCAGGAAAAGCUGCAGGAGGGAGGGAGGGAAGAGGAGAGACAGAGUGUGGAAGGAGAGAAGGAGAGAGGAGGGCGAGAAGGAGAGACAGAGUGUGGAAGGAGAGAAGGAGAGAGGAGGGCGAGAAGGAGAGACAGAGUGUGGAAGGAGAGAGGAGGGCGAGAAGGAGAAGUGUGGAAGGAGAGAAGGAUAGAGGAGGGCGAGAAGGAUAGAGGGAGGAGGAGAAGGAAGGCAAAAGGAGAGCGAGAGAGAUAGGGCUGAGACAGUGAAGGGCCGGGGGGGUUGAAUGAGAUGGAGGGUGGAAUACAAUGAGUGACAGAGGAUAGAGAGAGUGGGUGAGGGAUAGAGAGAACAAGGGACAGAGGGAAAAAGGAUAGAGUGAAGGACGAGGGCAGAGAAGGAUUGAGUGAGGUGGAGGGGGGUAUGGGGAGAGCAAUAGAGUGAAUGACAGAAGGGGAGGGAGAAGGAGUUCUCAAGGUAAUAUAAACAGGGAGGAAGAGAUAGGGGAGUGGAAGGGGAUAGGAAGAGUGAAGGCAGAAAUAGGAAAAAUAGAAAGAUUGAGAGAGAAAAAGAAGAGUAAUAAAUAUAUGAGAGGGAGUGAGUGGGGGGGAAAUUGAAAGCUAUUAGGUGAUAUCAGAGCAGUUUAAUGUAGGGGUGAGAAAUAGGUCUACACCAAAGAAGAAAGGUCAGAAAUAAAGAUAAAAGGAAUAAAGUGAGGGAAAUAGAUACAGUGAGUGCUCAUAAAACAAAGGGUGACAGAACUGCUGUAGAGGAAAGGGCAGAAGGAGAGAGAGAGGGUAGAUAGAAACAAAGGAAAUUACAGGGUUCAGGCAAGAGACAGAUAUAUAAGGGAAAGAGACUGAAUCUAGUCACGUUUACCUGGUGAGUUUUGUUUUAGUGUAUAGUAUCACAGGUGCUAAGAAAGAUUGGAAGCUUUGGUGAGAUAGGGAAAUAAGCAUAACUAUAACAAUUGAGAAAGAUUGAGAGAGUGUUGUGAAGAAAUAUUGAGAGAUCUACAUAUUGGAGCCUGCCUGACAAAUGGACUAACAGCAGGUUUAGGGGCAGAUAUAUGUAGAAGAAACAUAGUAAUAGACAGAAACAUUUCAAAAACACUAAUAUACAAGGAAAACAUACCCAUGAGAUAAAGAACAGGAUCAGAAAAAUAUUUAAAGCAGAGUAAAGAGGCAGAUGCAACUGAAGGUCUGGGAUGAUGGGUUACAUAGAGUAGCAAUAGGGAUAGGGUCUACUGUGGCUGCGUCAGUGAAGAUAUUGAUAGGAGUCGCCACAUAGCCUCAGCCAAAAAGAGUAAAGGACAAAGGAAGGGAGAUUCAAGAAGAGAAAACAAAUACAGACACUGAGGGAAACAAUAAUUCAUUUAGAAAUCCUUUGAAAGCAGCAGUGAGAAAGUGAAUGGGCUGGACCCGGAACAAAAUAAAAAUCUGCUAAAGAGACAGACACAAAGGAACUGAGUCAAAACAGAGGGACAGAAAAUGUCAAGAAUUGGGGGCUCAGAGAGCCAUCAGUGGAAGAAUCAACAGGCAAAGGUUAAGACAAUAAGCUCAAGUCUGUGUGGUUAUCAGAAAAAAACAUGGCUGCGGAGAACAGUGCUCUACCUGAACUGAACCAGGACAAGUACGAUGGGGAUGAACACAUCAAAAUCAUCUGUUUGGGAGACAGUGCCGUGGGUAAAUCCAAGUUGAUGGAAAGAUUCCUGAUAGAUGGAUAUCGUCCUCAACAGCUGUCCACUUAUGCAUUGACGCUGUACAAGUACACCACUAAAGUCAAUGACAAGACUGUUCUAGUGGAUUUCUGGGACACAGCAGGACAGGAGCGUUUUCAGAGUAUGCAUCCAUCCUAUUAUCAUAAGGCACAUGCCUGUAUCAUGGUGUUUGAUGUGCAGAGGAAGAUAACUUACAAAAGUCUGAGUAACUGGUACACUGAACUGAGGGAGUCUCGGCCUGAGAUCCCCUGUGUGAUCGUCGCAAACAAAAUAGACGCUGAUCUGAAAAUCACACAGAAAAGCUUCAACUUUGCCAAGAAGCAUGGGUUGCCUUUUUAUUUUGUGUCAGCGGCGGAUGGGACCAAUGUGGUAAAGCUUUUUCGUGACACAAUAAAAUUGGCAAUGUCGUACAAACAGAACUCGAGCGAUUUCAUGGAUGAAGUUAUGCGGGAGCUAGAGAAUUUUGAUCUUGAAGCAAACGAGGAGACCAGGGAUGACGAGUCAAAAGAGGACCAAUCUGAAUCGCCAUAAUGGUAUUUGUAAAAGGGAGAAGCCUCGGAGCAGAGUCUUGGGCAAGCUCUGUUCUAAUGUGCAGGAUGAGACUUGGCUCUCCCUUUUCAACCUUAAUGCACAACUACAUAGACUGAAUAAUGAAGUUACUUCAUAGCUUGUCUGAAAUGCAAGGCAUUGGAUUGGAUUUCUGAUUUGAGGGAGACAUCUAUUUCCCUGACCUCCUCUUUGUAGCUGCUCAGUCUGUUCAGCAAUUUGAAAAAGGAAGCUGAUAAAGAAAGUUCUGAAAUUGUCCCCACGCACCAAAAUGAUGAAGUGGGUCCAAAUGGAAUGAUUACAGUGUGUAUUUCCGAAAUUUAUUUACAAUGACAUUUCUUUUCUCACACCAACAGAUGAAGUUGAGCAUCAUUUAACGUUGCGUCACUAUCUUUGUAGCCUGUUUGUGUAUUAUUUUAGUGACCUUGGCUGUGCACGUGACAAUUGAUUUUAUGCUGCUGUCUAUUGUGGACCUCUCGGUGACUUUGUAAUAGUUCAUUGAACUGCUUUCAUUCACACUGUAUAGAAAAUUGUGCCCAUGUGCACCUGAUAUCAGUGAAUCCAGUCCCGAGACAGAUCAGGAAGAUAAAUAUAUGUAGAUGAGGUAUCGUGCAGUGCCCCAGGCAUUAAAUAGGGACAUGAAACACGUAGUAUAUAUUACUGGAGGUCCUGGCCACUUUUCACCGUUCAACUCUGCCAAGACUGAGAUUAGGACUCUUGCAAUUAGCCUCAGUGCACUUGCACUGCAGAGGGUGAAAGAAACCAGGGUGUUUAUUCACAGAUUUCCUGACAAGGGACACUGGGCGUGCAGUUUGUCUGGAGAGUGCAGACUCAGUUUGGAAUGCCUGCACCACAUAGUGGAAUAGUCAAGGCAUACUCUGCCUCGAGCUUCUAUGGAUCAGUAUCAGAAAUAAGGUGAUGACUCAAUCUUUACUCUGUUCCAUCGGGAUGGCUGGGAGGGUUCCAAAGAGCAUGGUCCAAGUAGUUGGUAUGUUUGCAUUGUAGUUUGGAAUUGGUAUUGCUUAUUGCUGCAUUCUGUAAAGCAGCUUGAUAUAGCAUUUAUUAUAAAGUGAUUGCUCUCGCAAGUUUAUUCCUUGUGCAAGAAAGCAUUUACAGAGCAAUGACUGAGUGUUGUUAUAGUGAGCAGCUUGGCCUGAGACUCAGCCUCGACAGCAAUAUCGCUUGCCAGAACAUCAAAUAAGAAAUUCCACAAAGCUUCAGAUUCAUGUAUCUUAUCUGUGAUGGUUGAAUUGGCUACUAAAUUUGCUGAAAAUUAGGAAUACUGCAGUUGGUAGAAAUCUGAAAAAGAAUACUGGAAACACUCAUCAGACCGGGUGACAUUUGUGGAAAGAGAAACAGAAUAACUAGGAAAGAGAGUAAACAAGUUACUUUUAAAUUGCAGAAUGUUGGGUGUGAUGGAAGAGACAAAGAGAUUAUCGCUGAUAGGGUGAGACCACAUUGUGAUAAAAUGCUGAUGAAAUUACCUGGUUGAUAGAUUAAUGAGGAUUACUGGGAUAAAAAUAACACAAACAAAGGAGCAUUUUAGCCAUAAAAUGCAAAGCUGAAGGAAAUGCUCAGAAGGUUCAGGCCGUGAUAUUAAAGGGAGAAAACUCGAGCCAACAUUAGAAAUGGAUGACUUACAGCAGAACUGGUGAGUACUGAUCCAAACAGGAAAACCAAGAAACUGUUUAGUUUGUCAGUGAAUCUGGAAAGCUGCAACAUGCCCAGGCAGAAGAUGAGGUGCAUUCUUCGAGCCUCAUCAUAACAGUGCAAAAGGCCGCAGCAGACUGGUCAGAUUGGGAAUAAGGUGGAGGAUGAAAGUGAGAGACAAUUGGAAGCUAAGUUCGUCCCUGCAAACUUAGUACGUGCUACUCUGAAUGCUGAGGACCACAUCAAGAGGAACAACUUGGGUAAGACUGGAGAGGGAGUCUGUACACUUUACCUCUAAAAGAAUGUUUACCUACAGCAGAAAGUGAAGCUAACAAUAUUGAAGAAUUUUGCAUCCGAUGCAUCACCUGAUUAUCAGAUAGAUUUUUGGACCAAAAACUCACCCACUGACUUCACUGCACAGGAUCUUUGAACUGAGUUUGCUCAUACAUUGAAACUUUGGGAGUAGAAAGCUCAGGCUUUCUUCAGUCUGGUUUUUACAGCUCUUUAGAGAAAUGGCCUUGGGUUGUGUCCCAAGACCGUGUGAUUGCUUCUUAGUUAGUCUUCAGAGAGCCCUGUAUCUUGAUCAUCAGAAACCAACAAAAUGUUUUGGUGGACAGUCUAAGAUUAUUUGUAUCAUUUGAGCUUUGGUAUCAUUGUGCAAAUAUUAAUGAUUAUAUAGAUGUUAACAGAACAUUUCUGUCCUUGUGUUUUUGUAGACCUUCCCCUUGAAAAUGUGAGCUUUGCUCUUUUAUCUUGUUUGGAUUGGUUGCUUUGUAGGCCCUGAUCCUGAGUUUGAUCUUUGUGCUCAAGUGGAAAUGUUUUUAAUCUUUGUUGCCAGACAAUUUCAGUUAAUAUGAGUAGUGAAUCUGCUGAAUCAGUAACUGUCUUGAUUAAGGCAAUUUUGCAGAGAAAUAAAUAUGUUUACGGAAAACCUAAA